AUGAUCUUUCUCAAAACAGUCUAUACAGUUCUUUUUGCUUGGUUGAUUUUCCGUGUGGUUCGUUUCACAAAUGAAGAUCGUAAGACAUUAUUUUACUCGUCUACAAACAUUCUAACUUCUCCUUGUUAUUCUCAAGCCCGUCGUAUGAGAAAAGAUUCGACGUCACUAUCUAUUCUUCGAACUGUUCGAAAUGCAUCUGCCUUACUACAAAGAUCGUCUUUACUACUAAUGUUGGUCCUCUUGGCAAACGACGAGCAACUAAAUCCAGGUCCUUCCAAUCCCAUUCCUGCUAAGCCGUGUAAAACUAAUCCUAGCGAUCUUAAAGUCCUUUACUUAAACGCCCGAAGUUUGAAGUCUUUCGUCCCUGCUGACAAUGACACUUCAAAUAAAGUUUGCAAAAUAACCUUACUGCAGGAGUUGGUUCACAGUGGUGAAUAUGAAGUUGUCUGUAUUUGGGAAACUUGGUUGAACAGUACGAUCCUUGAUACGGAACUGCUCCCGGGUUUCAAUAUUUUUCGUCGGGACAGGACGGGGAGAAUUGGCGGUGGAGUUCUAAUCGCGAUUAAAGAAAACUACAUGCUACUCUGCGUUGUGACCUCGAAAGAGAUGGCAUUGAACUUGCUGUAG
Messenger RNA from Paramuricea clavata, 627 nucleotides. Lineage: Eukaryota; Metazoa; Cnidaria; Anthozoa; Malacalcyonacea; Plexauridae. The record is from the annotation of a GenBank genome assembly.